AUGACCUCAAUUUCGACGUUCAACGAUACGCGGCAGGUGGUGCUCAUCACGGGCUGCUCGUCGGGCCUGGGACGGGCCAUGGCCGUCGAGUUUGACUCGCUGCCCGGCUACCGCGUCUUUGCCACGGCGCGCAACCUCGACUCGAUCCGCGACCUCCCCUCGGGCAUCGAGCGGGUACAGCUCGACGUCACCGACCGCGACAGCAUCGACCGCGCCAUCGCCAACAUCACAAACGAGACACGGGGACGCAUCGACAUCCUCAUCAACAACGCCGGCACAAACACCGCCGUCGGGCCCCUCAUCGAUGUCGAUGUCGACCGGGUCAGAAAGACCUUUGAGCCAAACUUCUUUGGCCUCAUCAUGGUCACCCAGGCCGUCUCGCCGUACAUGAUCAGACGACGCUCCGGCGUCAUUGUCAACAUCGGAUCAACGGCAGGCCUCACCGCUCUGCCCUUCGGCGCGACCUACUCGGCGUCCAAGGCGGCCGUCCACGCCCUCUCGGACGCGCUGCGCCUCGAGCUGCGCGGCUUCGGCGUCAAGGUCGUCGUCGUCGCUCCGGGCGCCAUCAAGUCGUCGAUCGCCGACGCCGGGUCAAAGGACCUCGACUUCCCCGCCGACUCCUUCUACGGCGACGUAAAGGACCUCAUCGAGUACCGCGCCAACUUUUCCCAGCUCGGCAGCCCCACGCCCUCGGCCGUCUUUGCCCGCAACGUGCGCAGGGCAGUCACCCGGCCCAACCCGAGCGCCUACCUCGUCACCGGCAAGCGCUCCUUUACCGCCCUCCUCGCCUACUACCUCCCCGUCUGGAUCAAGGACCUCCUCGUCGGACGGAUGUUUAGCAUCUGGCGUAUCGGCAGGUCCACGCCCAAGGACAAGCGGGUGUGA
Molecule: messenger RNA, 885 nt
Organism: Pseudozyma flocculosa PF-1
Lineage: Eukaryota; Fungi; Basidiomycota; Ustilaginomycetes; Ustilaginales; Ustilaginaceae
Exons: 3
Coding region: 1-885 (294 amino acids)
Biological process (GO): triglyceride catabolic process; phosphatidic acid biosynthetic process
Cellular component (GO): lipid droplet; endoplasmic reticulum
Molecular function (GO): acylglycerone-phosphate reductase (NADP+) activity; triacylglycerol lipase activity
Source: RefSeq, a predicted model, not a curated record